AUGUCAUAUGACUCAAAUCAAGAACUUGUUCUAGCAAUUUCAGAAAAACAGUUUAGAAGAAUUAUUGUUUCGUCUAUUGGAGGUAACAAAACUCAAUUUGUUUUUAGAUUAGAAAAGGAUGGGGUAAAUCAUCAAGUUAUUAUUGAUCAUAAAACACCAUUUACUAAUUUAUUGUUAAUUCCUUGGAAUGAACAAAGUAAUAUUGUUAUUCAAAAUACAGUUUAUUCUAUUAUUCAUUCAACAUUAAAAUAUUCAUCUAAAAAAUUAGACAUUUCAAUAACAUCUCCAGCAACAUUUUCUACUAAUCACCAAUUAUUUUUUGCAUGUUCUACAAAUAAUAAAAUAAUUUCAUUUACUAAUAAAUUUAUUCAAAAUAUAAUUUAUUCAAUCAAUUGUGGAAUUCAACUUACAAGUGGAGGAUCAACACUAGCAACAAAAUAUAAUGAUGGUUCUAUUAACGUAUUUAAAAUAGAAACUAAUAAUCUUACAUAUAUUGGUUCUCCAAAAGUUACUAAAGAUAAAAGUGAAACAUAUUUAACUGAUCCUAUUCAUAUGACUAUUUUUGAUACAUUAUUUGUUGCUAUUACUGACUUAAAUUCAAUUUCUAUAUUUUCUUUAAAUGAUCAAUAUCAACAUGAAUUUAUUAAAAAUGACAUUCCAUUUUACAAUACUAAAUCUUUAACACAUUAUAAGUCUUCAUCAUUUAAUUUUAUAAAUUCAAUGGGAAAUCUUGUUAUUAUUGGUAUUCCAACAUUAAAUAAUAAUAAAGGUGGUUGUGUUAUGAUUUUUGAUAAUUUACUUACUACUAAAACUCCUCGUUUUGAACAAGUAUUAACGAUGAAUGCAACAGCUAAUACAUUUAAUGGAAAUUCAUUUUAUCUUACAAGAAAAAAUUAUUAUAUGGGUGCAUUAGUUCCUAUUAAUUCUAAAUUAUCUCCAUAUAAUUAUAUUUAUGAUGGUUGUGAUUCUUAUGGUUAUUGUCCAAAUGGAUGGUCUUAUUUCAAUCAUAAAUGUUAUGAAAAUCAAGGAAAAUUAUCUUUUGCAAAUAAUGUAUUAAGAAUUAUUGUUACUACUGUUGUUUCAUUAACUAGUUUUGUUGCUGCUUUUCUUUUCAUUGAUUAUAUUGCUACACCUGCUCCUCAUCUUCCUCCUUCAUUCCCCCUUUCUAUCGAUAUCCCUGAUAAUUAUUCUAACCCAAUACAAAUAAAUUUAAUUAAUACUUCACUCUCUCAACAACAAGUAGUUAUUACAGUUAUUCCUAAUGGAACUGUUACUCCUUCUAACUUUUCAUUAACACCUGAACAAUCACUCUCUAUUGAUGUUUCAACACAUGAAAGUGAGCCUUCUAUAUUAAUUGAAACAGUAAAAGCAGGUACUUCUCUUCAUAGAAGUCAUACAUUUAUAUUACCUUCACCUCCUCAACAAACAAUAUGGGACGUAGAAACUCCAUUGAAUAUGGUCACAGGAACUGACAAAGAAAAAUUAUCAGUGUUAUUACAAUGUGCUAUUAAAUUAAAAGAAUAUGACGAAAAAAAUGAAAGGCAUUAUCAUGGAAAUAUUUGUCCAAAGGCUUUUUGUAUCGUUGAUGGAGUCAAACUACUUGUAAGAGAACGAACUGAAGGAGAAGAAUGUUACAUGUCUCCAGAACAAGUACUAUCUCAAGAAUUAACAGAGAAAACAGAUGUUUAUAGUUAUGCUAUUGUACUAAAUGAAAUUAUUAAUAAAGAAAAACCAUAUAGAACAAUUACUAACAAAUUUGAUCUUUUUGAACGUAUCAAAGAUGGAGAAAAACCAAAAAUCCGUGAAAAUCUCAAAGAUGAGUUAAAAAUUAUUAUUAAUAAUUGUUUAAAAAGUACUGAAGAACGUUGGAGUUUAGAUGAAUUGAUUAUGGCCCUUCAAACUACAUACGAUGAAAUGCAAAACAAUGACACAUUCUUUAAAGAAAUUAAUAACAGUGAAGUGGUCUCGUUAUUAAAUGAAGAAAUGAUUUAA
Messenger RNA from Entamoeba dispar SAW760, 1992 nucleotides. Its product is annotated as serine-threonine protein kinase, putative. The transcript has 2 exons. Gene Ontology annotation, molecular function: ATP binding; protein kinase activity. Gene Ontology annotation, biological process: protein phosphorylation. Bases 1 to 1992 code for a protein of 663 amino acids. The record is from RefSeq and is a predicted model, not a curated record. Lineage: Eukaryota; Evosea; Mastigamoebida; Endamoebidae.